GGGGGGGUAACGGCCGUCCGCCGUGAGGAGCGGCUCCCUGCCCCGUCGCGUCCCGUCCCGCCUCGCCUCAGGGGGCUUCUGUCGCGGCUCCCCGGGGCCCCGGCGGGCGGCAUGAGGGCACUGCCCGCGCGCUGGGGGCCUCUGGCGGUGCGGGCGGCGGGCGGGUGGUGGGGGCCGCCCGCCCCCCGCCGCGGCUGCAGCGGCUCCGCCGAGGCCGGCGGCCGUAAGCCCCUUCAGGAGUGGGCGCUGGCGGUCAGCCCGCGGGGGCGGCUGCGGGUGCGGCUGCCCUGCCAGGUGAGCGUCCGCCCGCUGGACCCGCAGCGCUACCCGGGCGCCGACCGCGUUCUGGUGGCCGUCAGCGGCGCCGGCGGCAGCCCCCCGCCCCGCGGCUGGCAGCAGGACCGCGUCCGGGUGGAGUACGACGAGGCGCUGGAGCAGAUGGCGAUCGUCGCGGACGGCGUGGACAGCAAGACCGCCGUGGACGUCAGGACGCCCGUGAAGUUCGAUUUGGAUAUCAAAACAUCAGGGACUGGCUGCGUGAAGAUUCAGAAAAUAGAAUGUGAUAACUGCAAAAUAGAAACAGAGAAGGGGACUAGCGUCUUGCAGUCAAUAAAGAGCCAUAAAAUUGAUAUACGGACAAAUGGUGGCAAAGUAAUUGGUCUUGGAACACUUUAUGGAAAUACAGAUAUUCGUGCAACAGAGAAGGGUAGUGUGAAUAUAGAGAAGCUGCAGGGGACAUCCAUCAACAUAUCUACUGAAGAUGGGCUGCUGAAAACUAAGUACCUCUAUGCAGAAACAUCAUCUCUGUCUUCAGUAGCUGGUGAUAUUCUGCUGGGAAGUAUUCAUGGUAACACCAGCCUUCAGACCAAAACAGGGAGUAUCACAGUAGAUUCAUCUGAUGGAAGUCUAAAAGCUUCUACACAUCAUGGGACAAUAGAUGUUUAUGUCAGUCAAUUAAGAAAAGUGGAUCUGAAAUCCCAGAAAGGCUCUAUUACAGUCAAGGUACCUGCCUCUCUCAAAGCCUAUUUACAGUUGUCUGGAAGAAAAGUGGAUGUGAGCUCAGAGAUCCAGUUAAAAGAAACACAGAGUGCCUCCAGAGAUGAUCACGUAACUAUAAGUGGUCACAUGAAUCAAAGGAAUGAAACGGACAAAUGGAUUAAGGCUGACACGCAAAACGGGAAAGUAUGUCUUAAAAGCCAAAGCUGGAUCCAGUCUGUCAAGCUGAAGAGUUCUUAAAGGUGAAAUAGGCCAAAGAGAUUAAAUCAAAAAAUUGUAAUGGAACAUUUCUGUAAAAUUAUGAAACUUUGUUGAUAUAUAUUCUUAAUAUAAGAGAGAAACAAUAUUAAAAAUGAGGGCGUUUUAACCCAAGAUUUGCCCUUGACAGUGGCUGGUGCUUAACAGGUCUGGUUUACUCUUAGUGCCUUUUAGGAAUGAUGAGGUCUUUCAUAUUCAGAAAUUGUAUAACUUGACCCACUUAGCAGGUCAGUUUAAAAGCUGGUAACUUUCAAACAGAAGUUUGGAGCCAUCAUUUAAAAAUAAAAAGCAUUUUCAACAUCUCAUAUUUGAAAAUAUGAAAAUUUACUUCCAAGAUGACAAUGCUCUGCAAGCUAUUUUAUAUUUUUGAAUUAAAUGUCUCAGUACUGUGGGAAUUCUGCUGGUUUAUGCAAAAUGCAGAGAAUUUUCUUCAACCAAAUAAUUUGUAUCAUGGAUAGGAUAAAACCACUGUCAGAACUGUAGUUAUUUGGUCUUCUCGUUUGGUGUUUGACCCCUAAGCAGUUUCUGCCUUCUCAAUGGGUACUGUACGUGUAAAACUACUUACAUGAAAUGACAAAACUUGCUCUGUGUCAUCCUGAACCACUUGUUUGUGGCUAGAAAUAAGAACUCUAGCUAUGUCUACUACUGUUCGUCUGCAAAGAAAAGCUUUUACAAUAAAUACUCAAAAUUGCAAUGGAUCUGGCUGAUUUCAAGAAGGAACACUCCACCAACUGGACUUCAGAUAAGAGUCCACAUGAACAUUCCCUUAAAGCAAAAGCUGCCCAAGAAUGGAAGUAUUGGCCUAAUAAAUGAGAACUGUAAUCUCUUUGUUUGCUACAUUUCCAGUGACUUACUGUCAGCCUCACAUGAAAGCAUGGCAAGCUCUUUGAGGCAGAGGAGGGAGGUGAGGGAACUAUGUAUGCCCUGCACAAGGGCAUGCAUGAUUUUGUGGAGGAUUUCGUGUAAUAGAAACACACAGUACAGUAAGUGGAGCUUUUAAAAGCCUUUCCAUACAUAUAUAUGGCACCUUAUAAAAGAAGUACUGAAAUCUGUGUUUUUAAACUGAAACCUCAGAAUUCCUGCCAACCAAGUGGAUAGAGAGUAGCAGAGAAGAGUUCAGAGUGUCAGCUCAGGUUUUAAGUUGUGUAUACGUGUGUAUGUACUUUAGAUCAUGAUGGUAUGUUAUGAAAUUAAUUUCUUUCCCACAGGAUUCCCCAAGACAUAUAACUGCCCCUGGCUAAUGGACUCAAGGGCACCAUUUUUACUAUAAUUCACGGUGCUUAAAAACUCCACAUUCUGUUUGCUGUUGUGUGUACUGUUUGUUUGGAUGAGGUGGGCUCUGAUGUGUAUGGCAAAUUAUAUGUAUUUUUAAUAUAAACACUAAUAUAUAAAACAUUACUAAUACUAUUACUAAAAGCAAUGUGAUAUUCCUAGUUAUUAGUAAUUGUUGCACUUUUAAAAGGUACAAAAUUAAUGUUUAAUGGUUUUAGAGUUCCUGGAAAAUUUUUGAAACUAAUGAUUUUUGUGCACUGCUGCAGACAAAGUGAAAGAAGCACCUCUAAAUUCACACUGCAUUAAAAAAUAAAAACAGUGUAGUAGA
Molecule: messenger RNA, 2854 nt
Organism: Aquila chrysaetos chrysaetos
Lineage: Eukaryota; Metazoa; Chordata; Aves; Accipitriformes; Accipitridae
Gene: FAM185A
Product: family with sequence similarity 185 member A
Exons: 8
Coding region: 112-1236 (374 amino acids)
Source: RefSeq, a predicted model, not a curated record